CGCCGCCGCCUGUUGCUGAGCUCGAUCGGGGCCACCGCAGGACUGACUCCAUGGGGCUGGGUCCGCGCUCGGGGCGCCGGUUCCAAGCCGGCGGCCCACGAGGGCGCGGGGCGCAGAGGUCGGGGCGACCCCCGGCUGAGCGACCGCGGCCGUCGGCCCGCCCGCGCGAGGGGCUAUCGGCGUCGGCUCCCGAGGCGCCGCCUCACCUGAGCCCCGAGUCCCUGGGCUACUUCCGCCGCGCGCUGUCGGCGCUGAAGGAGGCCCCCGCGAGCGGGGAAGAGCGAGAGCUGAUGGUGCGCAAUGUGUUGAAGGAAGUGGAGGAGCAGGCCCUCGCUUUGGCUUUAAACCGGACUGGCAGUGAGAUGUUGCAGGAACUCUUGAGACUGAGCCCCCAGAAACCUCUGUGCCGAGUGUGGGCUGCUCUGCGCUCUAACUUACGCCUUGUGGCCUGCCACCGGUGUGGGGUGCACGUGUUACAAACUGCUCUGCUGCAGCUGCCCCGAUUGCUGGGGAGUCCGACGGAGGAGGUGGAAGAGGAGGAAGGAAAAGAUGCGUCUUCAGAGACCUUGGAAGAGCUGGUUCUGGGACUUGCCUUGGAAGUGUGUGAGGAUUUUCUUUUCUACUGUGGAGACACACAUGGCAGUUUCAUUGUCAGAACUCUGCUGCAGGUGUUGGGAGGGACUAUUCUGGAGGUGGAGAGAACCAGGCCCCUGGGCUCUCAAGCACCAGAAGCACAGAGGGCCCCUGCUCGGGAGUGUAAGCCUACUGACUAUGAUGUUCCUGGAACCUUCCUCAGCCACCUACAGGACCUGUGCUCCUGCUUUCUGAAAGACAUUGCUGUAUUUGUCACUGACAAGAUUUCGAGCUUCUGCCUUCAAGUGGCCUUACAGAUCUUACACCGCAAACUGCCCCAGGUCUGUGCCCACCUCUGCAGUACUGUAAUUGGCUACCUGAGUAGCCGUCAGUCCUCAACAGAUGGCAGCCCCCUGCUGGUCUUCCUGCGGGAUCAGACUAGCUCCAGACUCCUGGAGCAGCUGUUACUUGUGCUGGAGCCCCCGAGGCUGCAGAGCUUCUUUGAGGACCACUUCCGAGGUCAGCUGCAGAACUUGGCUGCACAUCCUAUCGCCAACUUCCCUUUGCAGCGCUUUUUAGAUGCAGUCACAAGCCCUAAGUUGCUAUCCCCUGUGUUUGAAGAGCUGAGCCCUGCCCUGGAAGCUGUGCUGGCUCAGGGUCACCCCGGGGUAGUCGUUGCCCUCGUUGGGGCCUGCCGCAGAGUCGGAGCCCACCAAGCACAGGUCCUGCAGCUGUUGUUGGAGGCAUUCCACUGUGCAGAGCCUGCGUCUCGGCAGGUGGCCUGUGCACCCCUCUUUGCCACUCUACUAGCAUAUGAGGUGUAUUAUGGCCUGACAGAGGAUGAGGGUGCAGAGCCCUCAGAGCACCAGCUGGAAAUGGCCACAGACCAGGCUCUGGGGGAUGUGACAGUCCUGGGGUCACUGCUGCUCCAGCAUCUGCUGCACUUCUCCACUCCUGGGCUUGUGCUACGAAGUCUGGGCGCCCUGACAGGAACCCAGCUUCUUGCACUGGCCCAGAGUCCUGCAGGUUCCCAUGUGCUCGAUGCUGUUCUGACCAGCCCCUCAGUAACUCGCAAGCAGCGUCGCCGCGUGCUGAAAAUCCUGAAGGGACAGUAUGUGGCUCUGGCCUGUAGUCGCCAUGGCAGCCGUGUGCUUGAUGCUAUCUGGAAUGGAGCAGCCUUAGGGGCCCGGAUAGAAAUUGCUGCGGAGCUUGGGGAGCAGAACCAGGAGCUGAUAAGAGACCCUUUUGGCCACCAUGUGGCUCGCAAUGUGGCUCUGACGACCUUCUUGAAGCGCCGAGGGGCUUGGGAACAGCAGCAGGGGGCUGUGGCCAAGCGGAGGCGAGCUUUGGAUUCCAUCCUCGGAGACUGAAGCACGAAGGCAACAGAAGGGUCUGGCUUGUCGCUUUCCGGAGUUGGAACUGGCCAGAUUGAGUCUUCUUAGUAAAUGUUUUUACAGUUUUAUUGGAAA
Suncus etruscus (white-toothed pygmy shrew) is the source of this 2042-nucleotide messenger RNA. RefSeq names its product NOP9 nucleolar protein (gene NOP9). NCBI's taxonomy places the organism in Eukaryota, Metazoa, Chordata, Mammalia, Eulipotyphla, Soricidae. Gene Ontology annotation, biological process: ribosomal small subunit export from nucleus; endonucleolytic cleavage to generate mature 5'-end of SSU-rRNA from (SSU-rRNA, 5.8S rRNA, LSU-rRNA); endonucleolytic cleavage in 5'-ETS of tricistronic rRNA transcript (SSU-rRNA, 5.8S rRNA, LSU-rRNA). Gene Ontology annotation, cellular component: nucleolus; 90S preribosome; preribosome, small subunit precursor. Gene Ontology annotation, molecular function: RNA binding. The transcript is spliced from 10 exons. The record is from RefSeq and is a predicted model, not a curated record. Bases 51 to 1943 code for a protein of 630 amino acids.